CAGCGCGCGGGGCCCCCCCGCUGCGUUUUCUCUUUCCGGUUCACUCAUCGCUUCGAUUAGGCACGAUGGCGACAGCAGCAGCAGCAGCAGCUACUCCUUCUCAAACUCAGUCAGCGGCUCCGGCCCUGCCACUUCAACGAGGCAUUGUCAAACUGGUGCUGUCAGGUAGUGCAAUCAUUGUUCGUGGUCAGCCACGAGGAGGACCGCCACCUGAACGGCAAAUUAACCUGAGCAAUAUCCGUUCUGGUGCCUUAGCACGACGUGCUGCUCCAAAUCAACCUGAAGCCAAGGAAACACCCGAUGAGCCCUGGGCUUGGCCAGCACGAGAGUUUCUCAGGAAGAAACUGAUUGGAAAAGAGGUCUGUUUCACCGUGGAGUACAAGACUCCCCAGGGUCGUGAAUAUGGAAUGGUUUACCUGGGCAAAGAUACAACCGGGGAGAAUAUUGCGGAAUCGUUGUUAACUGAAGGAUUGGUUUCAGUCCGUAGGGAAGGAAUUCGAGGAACAAACCCUGAGCAAGCCAGACUUUGUGAACUUGAAGAACAAGCAAAAGCAGCUAAGAAAGGAAUGUGGGGUGAAGGAGGCAGUUCACACACCAUUCGAGAUCUGAAAUACACCAUUGAAAACCCUCGUCAUUUUGUGGACUCCAAUCAUCAAAAACCAGUUAAUGCUGUCAUUGAGCAUGUGCGAGAUGGGAGUGUUGUGAGAGCUUUGUUGCUGCCUGACUACUACCUGGUGACAGUUAUGCUUUCUGGUAUUAAGUGCCCGACUUUUAAGCGUGAAACUGAUGGGACAGAAACACCAGAACCAUUCGCAGCAGAAUCAAAAUUUUUCACGGAAUCCCGCCUUCUGCAAAGGGAUGUCCAGAUCAUCUUAGAAAGUGUGCAAAAUCAAGUCAUCCUAGGAACCAUCCUGCAUCCUAAUGGUAAUAUAACGGAAUUGCUGCUUCGUGAAGGAUUCGCUCGCUGUGUUGACUGGUCGAUUGCAGUUUACACGCAGGGUCCAGAAAAGCUUAGAGCUAGUGAAAGAUCCGCUAAAGAGCGCAAAAUCCGGAUCUGGAAAGAUUAUGUGGCUCCAACAGCUAACAUGGAUCAGAAGGACAAGCAUUUUGUGGCCAAGGUUAGUGUUCUGCAAAUCAAUGGUGGGGAGUGGAUAAGUGCAUGGUUUUUAUUUUAA
Rhincodon typus (whale shark) is the source of this 1175-nucleotide messenger RNA. RefSeq names its product staphylococcal nuclease domain-containing protein 1-like. Gene Ontology annotation, biological process: mRNA catabolic process. The transcript is spliced from 9 exons. The record is from RefSeq and is a predicted model, not a curated record. Gene Ontology annotation, molecular function: nuclease activity; RNA binding. NCBI's taxonomy places the organism in Eukaryota, Metazoa, Chordata, Chondrichthyes, Orectolobiformes, Rhincodontidae. Gene Ontology annotation, cellular component: cytosol; nucleus. The coding region runs from base 66 to 1175 and encodes 369 amino acids.